Manihot esculenta (cassava) is the source of this 3920-nucleotide messenger RNA. RefSeq lists its product as uncharacterized. The record is from RefSeq and is a predicted model, not a curated record. The transcript has 6 exons. Bases 1 to 3450 code for a protein of 1149 amino acids. NCBI's taxonomy places the organism in Eukaryota, Viridiplantae, Streptophyta, Magnoliopsida, Malpighiales, Euphorbiaceae.
AUGAUACAACAAAGCCAAUUUCCAAUGGAUCUCUUUGUCAAACUAAAAUUUCUUCACUUGCAAAGCUUUGGUUAUUCUUUCUUGAAUUUGCCACUUAAUCUUCUUCAGAAGUUUCCAAAUUUGGAAAAACUUGUUUUGAGAGAAUGCUAUUUCGAAGAAUUACUGCAACAUGGUCAUGGUCAUGAUCCAGUUCUAUCACAGAUCCGAUGCUUACAGCUGUCUCGGCUUCCUAAUAUUAGACAUGUAUGGAAUCAAGAUUCUCCAUUUUUUCAGAAUCUUGAAACUCUUCAAAUACGGAGUUGCAAUGGUUUGACUAAUCUGGCACCAUCCUCUGCAACUUUCCAAAAUCUUACGACUCUGAUUGUGAGGAGGUGUAAUGGAUUGUCAAGCAUAGUAUCUUCUUCUACUGCUGAAAGUAUGCACAAUCUCGCUACAAUGAUUAUAGAAGAAAGCGAUACGAUUGAAGAAAUUGUGUCAAGCGACAAAAAUAAUUUCCAAUCCCAAAAUGAGAUUAUUUUGUGGAAAUUAACAACUUUGAGACUUCACUGCUUAAAAAGCCUCGAAACUUUCUGCUCAUCCGCACGUUGCACAUUAAAAUUUCCAGCUUUGGAAGUUGUAGAUCUCUCACAGUGCCCUAAAAUGAAGGUUUUUUCUCAAGGAUCUAUAAGCACACCAAGGCUAAAGAGAGUAAAUUUUACAGAAGAAAGAGAUAAGUGGCGUUGGGUUGGGGAUCUUAAUUCCACUAUAAAACAAUUGUAUGCAGAUAAGGUUGGAUUCAGUGGCCUACAACAUUUGAAACUCUCUGAAUUUUCUCAACUAAAAGAGGCAUGGAAAACCCAACUUCCAGUCAAUUUCUUUUACAAUUUAAGUUCCUUGGAAGUAGACGAGGUUGCAUUUUCCUCUGUUGCUGUUCCAUCCAAUCUACUGCCAAUUCUAAAUGAUUUGGAAAAGCUUGAGGUCAGAAAUUGUGAUUCAGUGGAACAAGUAUUUGGCCUAGAAUGGCCAAACUUUGAUGGACCAUUUGGGAAUUUGUUCAAGUUGAGUGAGCUAAAAUUGAUAAAUCUUCCAAUUUUGAGGCUUGUGUGGAUUGAGAUUCCCAAAGGAAUUUUAGAUCUCAGAAACCUUAAACUGCUCAAAAUCUACAAUUGUAGCAGUUUGAGAUAUAUAUUUACUCCUACCAUCUGCUGUGGCCUUGAGCAACUCCAAGUGCUUGAAGUGAAAAGUUGUGCUAUGGUUGAAGAAAUCAUCACAGAAGAAUCUAUGGAUGAGAUUAGAUUUCCUCAACUAAACUCCAUUAUUCUUGAAUCCUUGCCCAGAUUAAUCAAUUUCAGUUCCGGCAGCGGUACUGUGCAUUGUCCAUCUCUGAAAGAGAUUGCUGUAGUUGAUUGCCCAACCACAUUCACUUGUUCAUUCUUUAGGGAAGCAGAUGCAGCAAUUGAUAAAAUUGUUGAGCGAAAGGUAUUUUUUCCUAAUCUGAAGGACCUGAAACUGUCAUCAAUUGAUGUUGAGAUGAUGUGGCAUGCUCAACACUUGAAGAUGUCCUCUUAUACUGAGAAUUUAACAAGCUUGAUUGUGGAUGGAUGUAGGAGUCUAAAAUGUCUAUUAUCAUCAUCAAGUAUUGUGCAUCUGAAGAGACUUGAGGUAUGCAAUUGUAAGAUGAUGGAGCAAGUGAUACUCAGGGAGGGAUUGGAUGAAGAAAUCAUGUUACUCCAUCAACUAGAGUCCCUGAAGCUCAAAGAUCUGCCAAAACUCACCCGAUUCUGCACAACUAAUUUAGUUGAAUGCUCUGCCUUAAAAGAGAUUUGCAUACAAAACUGCCCUCAAAUGAGAACAUUUGUUUCCAAUUCUCCAACAUCAAAUAAUGAACUCGAAAUUAUAAACUCUGCUUUAUUUGAUGAAAAGGUUGCAUUCCCAAACUUGGAGAAAAUGCAGAUUCUUAACAUGGAUUAUUUGAACAUGCUAUGGCAUAAUCAACUCCAUUCAGAUUCUUUUUGCAAAAUAAAAGCAUUAACGGCAGAGCACUGUGAAGAACUACUUAAAAUCUUUCCAUCCAUGUUGUUGAGACGCCUCCAGAAUCUUGAGGAUUUGAUCAUAGGCAAUUGUGAUUCACUGGAAGAGGUAUUUGAUCUACAAGAGAUAAUAAGAUUGAAAGAAACAGUGAACAUUCAGUUGAGAACUCUGAACAUAAGAAACCUCCCUAAUUUGAAGCAUGUAUGGAAUAAGGAUCCUAUGGGACUUGUCUUGUUUGAUAACCUAAGUUCAGUGGUGGUUUUGGAUUGUCCAAAUCUAAAAGCUAUUUUUCCAGCUACGAUAGCUAAAAAUCUGCUGCAGCUAGAGACACUAGAUGUGGAAAGUUGUGGUGGGGUGGAGGAAAUUGUUGCUCAGCACCAAGGAACAGAAGCAAGUAUAGAGUUUCUUUUUCCUUGCUUAAAGUUCUUGAUUCUUCGGGAAUUAAAUGAACUCAAGUGCUUCUACUCAGGAAUACACACUUUGGAAUUUCCAUUACUGAAGCAUUUAACUGUGUAUCACUGUGAGAAAUUAAAUAUCUUUUGCCCUGAAUCUGAGAACUUGCUAGAGACAGAUACGGAGAGCCAAGCUAUGAUUCAGGAUCCACAACCGCUUUUCUCAUUUAGAAAGGUUGUCUCCAACUUGGAGAAGUUAGCUCUAACAAGAAAGGAUGCGGCAAUGAUAUUGGAAGGCCAGUUUCCAGCUGAUCUUUUUCACAAACUCACAACCAUUGGGAUACAUUGCUUUCAUGAUGAAUCUGCAGUUUUUCCAUUUGAUCUCCUUGAAAGAUUUCAACCUAUGGAAAGUCUUGUAGUGGGUUGUAGUCAAUUCAAGGAGCUGUUCCCAUGUGAUGGCUCUGUUGGUAGGAAAAAAUAUGAUGAGGUUCUUAGACUGAUACGAGUACUAGAGUUGAUUAACCUUCCUGAUUUGACAGAUAUAUGGAACCAAGACUCCCAACUAGACCAAGUUCUACAGUCUCUUGAACUUCUUCAUGUUCAGAGGUGUAACAGUCUGGUUGCUUUAGCACCAUCCUCUACUUCUUUCCAGAAUCUAAUCACGUUGAAAGUGUUGAAAUGCAAUGGAUUACUUAGUCUGGUAACAUCUUCCACAACAAAAAGUCUGGUGCGACUUACAACAAUGAGUAUAAAAGAAUGUGAUGGAUUGAAAGAGAUAGUUGCAAAUGAUGGAGAUGAAAUUGAAUUGAAAGAGGAUAUUAUCUUCAGAAAAUUGGAAAGUUUGGAACUUCAUUAUUUGCCUAGCCUCGUUUGCUUUUGUUCAUCAGAACACAGCUUCAAAUUCCCCUAUUUGAAAAAUGUAAUUGUGAAGCAAUGCCCCAAGCUGCAGGUUUUCUUAAAAGGAGCCUUAAGCACAAGCAGCCUGCUGGGUGUACAAAAAGAUGACCAAUGGCAUUGGAACGGCAAUCUCAAUACUGCUAUACAAUAAUUGUUUGCAGAAAUGAAUGCUAGAGAAUAUUAAAUUAUGCAAAGGUGAUGCCAAGCACAAAAGUCAUAUUAAAGGUAGAUUGUGAAAGGGCUUCUUUAUUCAUAAUGGAAGAAUUUAUGCAAGAUAUUACUUUUUUUCUUUUUUUUUUUUUUUUGAGAUUUUAAAAUAGUAUAAGAACCAAUAUAAGCUUGGUACUAUUGCUAACAACCUGGCUAAAAUCAUGGAUUAUGGCUUCUGUCUACUAUUGGAUUCUUAUCGAACUAUGAUUACUUCUGCUUUGGUCUUUGUUUUGUAUGUUUCUAUUGGUUUGUGUUUAGUUUAUUCCUAGAACAUGUAUAUUGGGACGGUGUGAUACCAAGUGCUUAAUGAACGAUGUAUGUUAAGUUUUUUCCUAGUGAUUUUUAAUAUGUAUGAAUGCAGUAUUAGUUAUAUUUUGUGCUAAUGUACUGCCUUUGUGAUAUAUUUGGGAA